Messenger RNA from Xenopus laevis (African clawed frog), 1844 nucleotides. RefSeq names its product protein phosphatase 1 regulatory subunit 15A. The coding region runs from base 1 to 1650 and encodes 549 amino acids. The transcript is spliced from 3 exons. The record is from RefSeq and is a predicted model, not a curated record. NCBI's taxonomy places the organism in Eukaryota, Metazoa, Chordata, Amphibia, Anura, Pipidae.
AUGGCUGGAGGUUUCCUGGGCCGCAGGCUUCUGAGAAUUCCAGCAGAACCCAAGGAAGGAAACGGCGGGCAGAAAUUCCUUUCUCUUCUCUUGCUUCUUCUCCCUCAGCACACAGCGCAUUUUCUGUAUCUCCCCUAUAGAGAAGCUAGAGCGGCAAGCCAUGCCUCGGCAUUGGUACGGACUCGCACAACACACAGCACUACACUACUUCCGGCGUUAGAAAAUGUAAAUGGCCGCCGCGACUGCGGACCUUCCUUAUAUAAGCUGACUCACAACAAGCCGGGCAAUUGCAACCAAUCAGAACACGGGAAGAGUGACUUUGAGUAUGGACCUGCCCUACCUAUUGGAUUGUCCAUGAGUAAUCUAACAACCCCUCUCUUCGACUGGAACAAGGGAAGUGCAUUUGAGUUGGAUAUGUUUAGAGCUAAGCCCAAGAUGCCAGCUAUUCAUAUGGAAAUGGGCACAGACAUGGUCAUCUUCACAAUGGCUGCCAGGACCACACAAAUGUUGCUUUCAUUGGCCAAAAUGGUCAAGUCCCAAAUGCACUGGAAAUGGCAUUUAAUUGGUUGGAUGGGAAGAGCAAGCAGAGCAGUGACGUGGAUGUGCAGGGUUGUGCUUGGAUCUCUGGUAGGAAUGGAGAGCUCAAUGUCCGUGACAUACUACUGGAAGGAUCUAAUGGAAUCACCUGCACAAAACCCUACUGCACAAGAGGAAAAAGUGUCGAGUCCAACAAGUGUGAUGUUGCCGAUUCAGGACAUUCAGCUUGUGACUCUGGACUGGAAUUGUGAUGGUCAGGGCUCCAUGGAGCCAAACAGAGAAGCAAUCCUGUCCUCCUGUACAAACCCAAUUAUACUAUCGAUGGUUUAUCUGCCAUCCGACGAUGAAGAUGCUUCAAGCACAUCAGAAGCAUCAGAGCUAAACGAGUUGGACGAAGAAGAUGAUCAACUGGGGGAGGAUGAGAAGGAACCCUGUUCUACUGAAAAUAAUAAAGCAAUGGAUAGUGGCAUUCAAGAACCCCAGACUCCUGCCUCUAAAGUCAACACUGAGGAGAGUGAUUGGUCCAAUGAGGAAAGCGAUUGGUCCGACGAGGCCUCCUGGGACUCCGACAGUGAUGCAGAGAGCAGCAAAUUAGAUGAAGAUCUGUGGGAGUCUUUCUGCCAAAAUGAUGAUCCAUACAAUCCUCUCUGUUUUGCCAUGCCCACCAAGAGCCCAAAGAAAACCCAUGAACAAAAAGCCAUUACUGGUGCUACAGGGGGCAGUGUUACGUAUUCAGUGUUACUGGAGGAGUCUGGGACGAAAAAACACAUUCCAGGUCAAAGAGAAAAUCAUUGUAUUGAACAGUCAUACCACAGCCGAGUACUGCUCGAACCAGCAAAUGAAAAGCUGCUUGAAUCUUUCAAUAUUAUACAGGAACAGGAAAGAAGCCAUAUUAAGCACGUACGCUUCUCCUCAUCAGUCACGGUGCAUCACAUGGUGGUGUGGAGUUAUGCCCACAGAAUGGCCCGCAGAGGAUCAUGGGAGGAGUAUGCCCGGGAUCGUUGCCGUUUCCAGAAGCGUAUUGCUGAGACAGAAGCAGCUAUUGGAUUGUGCAUGGAGCCCCAGCAUAGAGAAAAAAUCUGGGCUCGUCUCCAGAAAAGCAAUAACAUGUAGCAGGAGCUGUAUGCACUGUAAUCAGGGCACUGCCUGUCUACCCUAACGUUUUAUUUGUCCUAUGGGGAGGACGACCUCCAUUACUAUUGACUUUGCUGUUGCACUUUAUCAUUGAUACAUCUGCAUUAUUCAACGUUUUCUUUUAAACUUACAUUAUUUUGAUAUAAAAUAAAAAUGUUACUGAUUGGUUCCUA